Messenger RNA from Conger conger (European conger), 4134 nucleotides. RefSeq names its product adhesion G protein-coupled receptor D1 (gene adgrd1). Gene Ontology annotation, molecular function: G protein-coupled receptor activity. Gene Ontology annotation, cellular component: membrane. Bases 410 to 3214 code for a protein of 934 amino acids. NCBI's taxonomy places the organism in Eukaryota, Metazoa, Chordata, Actinopteri, Anguilliformes, Congridae. The transcript is spliced from 27 exons. Gene Ontology annotation, biological process: cell surface receptor signaling pathway; adenylate cyclase-activating G protein-coupled receptor signaling pathway. The record is from RefSeq and is a predicted model, not a curated record.
UGAGCAACAAGCGCAGCGAAUCCGGGGUUUGCAGCUCAUUUUCAGACUGGAUCCAGAAUUCGCUUUUCGGGCGGUGGAUUACAAGUUUUUUUGGGAAAAAAUCUAACAAAGGAUCCCUGAAUUUGCUGCAAAAGAUAAUUUCAUAGUUUCAAUAUUUUGCUUGACAGCGUUUUUAUACUGUUGAGUUUGAGAAUAGACCUCCAGACAUUUUUGACGCAAGCGGUAACUUUUUGGUUGUUCUAAAUUUUAAGUAUAUUGAUUCUGGAAUUUAGCUUGCAGAUUUUUGUUUCCGACUCCUGUGCCUUAUUUUCGAGGUGAAAAAAAAAUGGUCAAUCGUUUUUGGAGUUAUUGUGGACAAAGGAUUUAAUUCAAACCAAGUUAAACACAGUCACAAUUGUAUUUGCAAGCUAUGGAACAAUUUUGCAGACUGCUGUCACUCACCACAUUUGUAACUUUCAUUCAGGUUAAUGAUCAAGCUGUUCUACCGUCUGAGCAUCCAGGCCUGCAGUUGCUGGCCACGGCCUCGCACUACUGGCCUCUGGAUGCUGUGGAUGGGAUUCACGGACUUUCGGACCAGAUUGGAAACAGAACAGGUUAUGUUAAUGGAAGUAAUAUAACUCUCAGAAUCCUCAACCACACUGUGCUCCCUUCCUCCCAUAACACUUCUUCUGUGUAUGCCAAUGAUUCUGCCUACACUAACAUUUCUGCAACAGUAGACAUUGUAGAAGGAAUGGUUAACAAGGCGAUAUAUCUGAAUGGAGAUAAUGGGGCCACCUUUUUGCACUUUGGGAACUACAAGAAUUCAUGCAUCAGUGACCCAGCCUUAUGUGGCUCUGAAGGAAUCACAUUUUCCUUUUUUUGGAAGAACCAAGAAGCAGGAUCCCGCUUUGCCGUCUCUUCAGGGGGAAAAGUCAUUUCCAAUGGGUUCUCUGUCUACACAAACACUCAUGGGGGAUAUGUGGAGUUCUACACAAGGGGAGACUCUAAGAGAUGGAGAGCAACAAUCGAGAUUCCAGGGCCAUACUGGACCCAUGUCCUAUUCACCUGGACCCGGAAGGAUGGCCUGAAUGUCUAUACUAAUGGGACCUUCAGCGUCUGCGACCGAGAGGGAAAUGGCUCCAAAAAUUAUGGAGACUCUCAUCCGAACCUAGUCAUCGGAACCGACAACAAGGAGUCCUACAAGCACUACGCGACUGGAGCCUUUGAUGAAUUUGUCAUCUGGGAGAGGGCCCUUUCUCCAGAUGAAAUCUGGCUGUACUACAAGGCUGCGACAGGUGAAACUUGGUUUGCUCCGACAACGGCAUCUGUUCCUACCUCUACCACUGCUGUGGUGAAUACUCCUGUGCCCUCUACUGAAGCUUCUCUGCCUGCGGUCACCGACCUGCCAGAGGAGAUCCAGAUUUAUGACUACCCUGUUUCCAUGCCCGGGGUGAUGGAGUCUGUGCCCAUCAACCUACCUAAAAAGAACAUUGGCCAGGACACUGCCAACAACCUCACCCUGGCCUUUUUGAAGAGUGUGGAAGAGGUCCUGUCCUCACCGGGGUGGCCUGAAGAGGGGGAGCAGUCGACCCCCAUGGUCAGUGGCUUAAUCGAGACUGUGGACGAAGUCAUGAUCCAGAUGGUGUCCAACCUGGAGACCAGUUCCCAGUCAGUUAUUUCCAUUGGCGGGAAGUCUUCUGUGGCAGACUACUCGCUGAUGAAGAUCCCACAGAACUACAAUCUACCACUCUACCGCUUCCCCACGCAAGGAAAGAACUACAUUUCUGUACCCGGGGAGGCCUUCACCCAACAGUCUCAAACUACCAUUGUAGGCCUGUUCUACCACACCAUGCACAACUACUACAAAGAAAUCAGCCCGCUGAAAACCAAGAUCAACGAGGCGGCCGACUAUAAAGAUCACAAGAUCCAGGUCGCCAGUUUCCUCAUCUCCCUGAAGGUGGAGCCCUCCCCCGCCCUGUCCGUUAACCUGUCGGGAGCACCUCUGAUCAAAAUCGUCCUCACGCACCUCCUGAAUAAAGAACAGUACAGUCUUGCCUCAAAUCAGAGCAACACGGUCUUCCUCUACUGUGCCUUCCUAGACUACAGUAACAAGGAAGGCGUGUGGUCCAACGAGGGCUGUGUCCGGUCUGGUGGGAACCUGACGUACUCUGUCUGUCUGUGUAACCACCUCACCAACUUCGCCAUUCUCAUGCAGGUGGUGCCAGUGAAGCUCACCGAGGCCCACCAGGUAGCACUGUCCACCAUCAGCUACAUCGGCUGCUCCAUCUCCAUCUUCUGCCUGGCCAUCACCCUGGUGACCUUUGCCAUCCUUUCAUCCGUGAGCACCAUCCGGAACCAGCGCUACCACAUCCACGCCAACCUGUCCUUCUCCAUCCUGGUGGCCCAGAUCCUGCUGCUCAUCAGCUUCCGUUUCGAGGCGGGCACGCUCCCCUGCAAAGUUAUGGCCGUCCUCCUGCACUUCUUCUUCCUUAGCGCGUUUGCCUGGAUGCUGGUGGAGGGCCUGCACCUCUACAGCAUGGUCAUCAAGGUGUUCGGAUCCGAGGGCAGCAAACACUUCUACUACUAUGGGAUCGGCUGGGGGUCUCCGCUGGUGAUCUGUGUGGUGUCCGUGACCUCAGCCUUAGACAGCUACGGUGAGGUGGGGAACUGCUGGUUGUCUCUGGAGAAUGGAGCCAUCUGGGCCUUUGUGGCACCUGCGCUCUUUGUCAUCGUGGUGAACAUCGGGAUUCUAAUCGCUGUGACCAGGAUUAUCUCUAGGAUCAGUGCAGAGAACUACAAGGUACAUGGGGAUGCCAAUUCAGUCAACUGGUGUGUGGUGAGCGUUCUGGCGCAAAAUGGCUGCCGUGCAUCACCCAGACUGACUGCAAAGGCUGUGGCUGUUCUCCUCCCCAUUCUGGGCAUCUCCUGGGUCUUUGGGGUCCUGGCCAUCAACGACCAGUCCUUGCUAUUCCAGUACAUGUUUGCUGUGUUCAAUUCCUUACAGGGAUUCUUCAUCUUUCUAUUCCACUGUCUUCUCAACUCAGAGGUUAGAGCCGCCUUCAAGCACAAGACCAAGGUGUGGUCUCUAACCAGUACCUCUAUCCGCAACAUCAAUGUGAAGCCUUUCAGCUCAGACAUUAUGAAUGGACACAGGGCAGGCCUGACCCCGACCAAGAUGCACACGUGGGACAAAAGCACAAAUUCGGCCAAUCGCAUUGACCUGUCAGCAGUGUAGCAACCGCCCCUCUCCUCCACCACCCUCAGGCCACGCCUGCCAGCUUCCACUGGAAGACAGAGGACAACAGUUAAAGUAAAUUUUUGUAAAUAAAAUAGCUAACACUGGCUACUUCAGGAAAGCAACCAUUUAUGUGAGGAUCCCACUGUGACCAGAAGGUUUGCCCUUAGUCUGACCACAUCAUAUAUCCCCUCUCAUACCAAAUGCAAGAAAAGAAAUGAAAGGUCUUGUGGACAUAAUGAAUGAUAAUGGAUUGAUCCAGUACCUUCUGCACUUCAAGAGUGAAGAAUCCUAUUCGAUAUUUACAAAGAACAUUGCUAAUUUCAUGGAAAAUAUAAACCUAAAAUAAAUGUUUUGGACUGGAUUCAAACAUCUAUUGAAUCAACAACUGUCGACGCUCCUACCUCUUUGUCAGAUCAUUUAUGGGAAGAGACAAGCAGGCAGACAACACAGGUGCAUGAACAUCGAGAUAACCAGGAAUGCACAUUAAAUGAAAAGGAAACAAUAAAGGAGCGACUCAACAAUCCAAAAAAGCUAUAAUUUUGAAUGGAAAUGUGUUUGCUUGUGGGAGGAACAUGGAGACUUGCUUUAGCGUGACAAAGCUGCCUGUUGAACUCUGUGAGAAAACACUCCAUCUCACAGCCCAUUAAACACCUCCCCUCAGACCGUAACCUCUGUUUCUUCUCGGGCCCUUGCUGCCAGAUCAUUCAGUGCUGUGCUAUCGCCAGAUGAAAGCAGUGCCUAAAAGGUGCGUCCCUCUUUUCUGCAGAACUGAUGAGACAAGUACGUGCCUUUGGGUACCUGUCGAAGGACGUGUGGGUUGCUGUUUUUGCUGUCUUUGUAAAACCAAAUUGCCACCCACUCUUUUUUUCCCCCAGUUUUCUCUUUGUCAGAUUCUUCUAGAAGGGGGAUGGGGCGGG